Molecule: messenger RNA, 156 nt
Organism: Prunus dulcis (almond)
Lineage: Eukaryota; Viridiplantae; Streptophyta; Magnoliopsida; Rosales; Rosaceae
Exons: 1
Coding region: 1-156 (51 amino acids)
Source: RefSeq, a predicted model, not a curated record
AUGGGGUGGGCCCCGCGGAGCCUGCUGAGGUGGUGGCCGGAGCUGAGCCUGUCAAUCGUGGACGACGUCGUUUGGCCGCUGGUGACGGCGUUCGAGUCCGUGGCCUUGGUCUCGAUGCUCUUCUUUUUCUUCGUUUUCUGCGGAUGCACUGUGUGA